AUGGAGACUAGUUCCCAGAGAAUCAAACAUGGUUUUACUGAGGUCAUAAACCGAGAAAUGGGUAUCUCUCCCCCCAAAAGCUUUUCCCCACUCUCAACUGCUGAGCUUAUGGUAGAAAAAAUCAACCUUUAUGGGGAGCUAAAUGGCCAUGAGGAAUGUGUGAACACUGUAGAAUUCAACUCCAUUGGUCACCUCCUGGUAUCAGGUUCGGAUGACAAACAUGUUAUGUUAUGGAACUGGGCAACUAAAAGCAAAACGCUUUCGUAUGCUUCUGGAUACUUGGACAACAUACUUCAGGCCCGAAUUAUGCACUUCACAGAUGAUAAGUAGAUGGUCACCUCUUCUACUGAUGGCCAGGUAAGGCUUGGCGAGAUUUUGGAGAAUGGUCAAGUUAGAUCAAGAAAGUUGGGAGAACACCAAGGUCGCGUGCACAAUCUUGCUGUGGAUCCAGGAAGUCCUCACAUAUUCUAUACCUGUGGUGAAGAUGGCUUAGUUCAGCACUUUGAUCUGUGAAGUAGCUCCGCAACAAAGCUAUUCCAUUGCUUCUCAUUCGAAGAAACUAACAGGCAGGCACAGCCUUUAAAAAUAAGUCUAAAUUCCAUUGUAAUUGAUCCAAGGAAUCCAAAUUACUUUGCUCUGGGAGGUUCUGAUGAAUAUGCCCGCAUCUAUGAUAUCAGAAGGUGUCAGCUGGAUGCAUCGAAUAUUUCAGACUCACCAGUGAACGUGUUUUGCCCCCGUCACCUGGUUGACUCUAUAGAUGUUCAUGUCACAGGAUUAACUUAUUCUACCACAAGUGAACUACUUAUCUCUGACAGUGAUGAGCUGAUUUAUUUAUUCCAAAAGAACAUGGGGCUGGGGGGCCUCUCCCCCUUAUCUCUCAAUGCUGAAGCUCGGCAGGAGCCACAGAUUUAUGUGGGUCACGAAAAUUGGCAGACAGUCAAAGGAGUGAGGGUUUUUGGGCCCAAUGAUGAAUAUGUGAUGAGUGCUUCUGAUUGUGGCCAUAUAUUUAUUUGGAAGAAGAGGGAUGCUAAACUGGUUCGUUUAAUGGUAGGCGUUCGACAUGUAGAAAAUCAUCUCGAGCCCCAUCCCUAUAGGCCUUUUUUAGCCACUUGUUGACUUGAUAAGAAUGUGGAACUCUGGGCUCCCAUGGCAAGUGAUGCUCCUGCACUGCCUAACAACCUGGUAAAGAUUAUGGAGUUUAACAGGCAGCGUAGAGCAGACCAUCCACGGGUUAGUUCUGAUGUUUUAAUGCAUGUUUCCCACGUGCAGAGGUGGCAAACGUUUUUUGAAAGGAGGUACAGUAGAGCUGAUCUUAACAGUGACGAAGAUGGAGGGGAAGAUUAUAAUUCACUGCUCGUAAAUGGCAGUGCCUUUUCUGAAGACGAUUCUUCAGAGAACUAAGGAAAGGGCAAGAUCAGCUAAGGUCUUGUAACUUACAAGACCAACGUGAUAUGGAAUCGGAUAUCGAUCUUUCAAGUUCUGAUCAUAUCAUCAUUCGGGUGAUCCUUUGUUUUUUUUGUGGUUUUUUUUUUUUAAUAAUGUUCAUACAAGAGCUAACUCUGAUGAAAUCUUCGCUUCUAGAAUGGAGUGGGCUCUGGAAACUGUUAGUGUAAAAUAACGCUUUAAACAGAGGAUAUGAAAGAAUAAGAGAAGAGAGAAAAGAU
Theobroma umbraticum is the source of this 1664-nucleotide messenger RNA. Its product is annotated as Transducin/WD40 repeat-like superfamily protein. Gene Ontology annotation, molecular function: protein binding. Lineage: Eukaryota; Viridiplantae; Streptophyta; Magnoliopsida; Malvales; Malvaceae. Gene Ontology annotation, cellular component: cytoplasm; Cul4-RING E3 ubiquitin ligase complex. The record is from RefSeq and is a predicted model, not a curated record.